UGCGGCGCCCAUUUUAAAUUAAAAUACGCGCCGCAAGCUCUUAAUUUAAAUUUUAAAUGAAAAUUUUUAAUAUGAUUGUGCGCAGCACAGCUCUGGAUUCGCGUAAUGGCAACGAUGGAAGCUGCAGCAGCAGCAGCAGCUCGUCGCCCGUCGCCCGCAUGAGCAGGCAUGACUCCACGUCCUGAAAGAGCUCCAGGCAGAUUGAACUGGAAUCGUUCGUGGCGACUGCGCUGCGGGAAGCCCGAAAUACAUUCUUUCGAAGGAUUCUUUUGGAAGCCGAGAGUUCCCGCCAUUUUUUCCCGAUGCUUGGUCGGUGGGAAAAUUGAAGAUUCUCAUGCGGGCCGAUCGCUGAGCAGUGAAGAAGGAGGAGCAUGGAGCCCGCUGGCGCUGGGGCGAGAGACGAGGAAGACUUGGUAGAUGGUGGAAUCGGGGAUGUGGACGGUCUCGAUGAUGUUGGAGCGGACGAGCUGAGAAGUGAUGUAGAUUUGCUUCUCAGAGUAUGGCAGAAUGAGAAAUGCGCCCCUGAGAUUCUCCCGUAUGAGGCGACUCUUGUGGAGCGAGUCCGAGAGCAGAUUCAGCUCAUGGAGGAAAAUAUAGAAGCGUUUGCGACCGAGAUCAAAGACGACUUGAUGCUUUCAUUGUACCGUAUGGAUGUAAACCGUACUCUUUUUCUGCUGAGAUCAUAUCUCCGUGCGCGCCUGCACAAGAUUGAGAGGUUUCCUAUACAUAUUGUCGACAAUCCAGAGCUCUGGGAUAGACUCUCCGAACACGAGCAGGAGUACACCAAUAAGUAUUGUGAAAUCCUUGCCAAGCACUUUGAGAAAACUGUACUCAUCAGAUUACCCGACCAGUACGGCUCGAUGCUCAAGCAAACGAGUUUGGCGAGUGAGGAGAACGACAUGAUUACCCAACCCCAGUUGAAUACGUUCGUGUUCUGCAGGAGCAGAGGAGCAAUCGGUUCUUUCCAACUGGACGACAAGGGCGAUGAAGCAGUCGACCUAAUGACAGACGAUCUGUACAUAUUGAGGUACAAACCUGUCAGGAAGCUUUUGGUAACAGAUAAAAUAGAGUUGAUAUAGAUUGUGAUUGCAUAUCUUGCGAUCAUCAGUGGGGUUUUAUCAACUGUUCUUCGAAUACGGCUGUCCGUGGUAAAGCUAUUACCUUACAACGAGAAAGCUAGCAAGGUACAAGGAACGGCUGGAAACCGUUCACUGCCUCUCGGGUGGAAUCUGCCAGCAUUUCUGAAAAGUGUUCAUGGACGCUUGGCCCUUACCAGUGGUUUGCUUUUGUGGUUAUAGUAGAGUUUCGUUAGACUGUGCAAGCUAUUCGACUGAUGAGUGUAAUGGGUAUUCUAAGCAGUUAUAUAAACCGGUGGUUGUAUACGAAUAAUUCAGUGAGCAUAAAUGCAACACCUGGAAUGGUCAUGCCGUGUGCUGUAUAUGACUUAGCGCACUUAGAAAUUCAAAGUUCCAGGCGAGUCAUCUUCGCACUAAAGAAGAAAGUGCGUUGUGAAAUAAAGUCUCGUCAGAGUUUAUUCAAAUUUUUUGGC
This is a messenger RNA of Marchantia polymorpha subsp. ruderalis, 1549 nucleotides long. Lineage: Eukaryota; Viridiplantae; Streptophyta; Marchantiopsida; Marchantiales; Marchantiaceae. The record is from the annotation of a GenBank genome assembly.